Messenger RNA from Oryctolagus cuniculus (rabbit), 668 nucleotides. The record is from RefSeq and is a predicted model, not a curated record. Lineage: Eukaryota; Metazoa; Chordata; Mammalia; Lagomorpha; Leporidae.
ACGGCCGUCGCCCCGCCCCGUGACGUCACAAGAAAGGCCCCGCCCCACAGAAGCCCACGACUCCAGAGAUCGCCGCGGCUCGCUCGCGCCCCGGAAGCUGCCCCUGCCCGGGGUCAUGAUGGGCAGUAAGAUGGCGUCUGCCAGCCGGGUCGUCCAGGUAGUCAAGCCACAUACCCCGUUAAUAAGGUUCCCUGACAGAAGAGACAAUCCUAAACCCAAUGUGUCUGAAGCUUUGAGAUCAGCUGGAUUACCAUCUCACACUUCUACAGUCGCACAGCAUGCGAAGGGAAGUAAAUCACCAGAUCUGCUGAUGUAUCAGGGGCCACCGGACACUGCCGAAAUCAUUAAAUCGUUACCUCAGAAAUACAGACGGAAACCCGUACCUCCAGAAGAAAUGGAAUUUAUCCAACGUGGAGGUCCCGAGUAACCGCUGUGGCUGCUGCUUGUCAUCAGACAAAAGGAUUGUCUUUAUAAUAAAGGACUCCCAAAAUGACAAAUGAAAAAUUGUAUAUGAAAUAACUUUAAUAAAUAUUCUGUAAAAAAAUAAUGAAAUAUAGAAAAUUCAGACGAACACCUGCAUCUCCUAAUUUAUGUAUCUUGGUCAGCUUCUCCACGAGCUUACCUAAUUGUUUAUAUACUUUAUACUUAUUAAAGCAUACAUUUCUAAA